This is a messenger RNA of Choloepus didactylus (southern two-toed sloth), 2779 nucleotides long. It is a transcript of the gene ELF3, whose product is annotated as E74 like ETS transcription factor 3. Gene Ontology annotation, cellular component: nucleus. Gene Ontology annotation, molecular function: sequence-specific DNA binding; DNA-binding transcription factor activity, RNA polymerase II-specific. Bases 750 to 2066 code for a protein of 438 amino acids. The record is from RefSeq and is a predicted model, not a curated record. The transcript is spliced from 7 exons. NCBI's taxonomy places the organism in Eukaryota, Metazoa, Chordata, Mammalia, Pilosa, Megalonychidae. Gene Ontology annotation, biological process: cell differentiation; regulation of transcription by RNA polymerase II.
UAGAGGGCAGCAGACAGAUACUGGUACACUGGGCACAGUGUACUGGUAAUUAGAUGGGGGAUUGGAUAAAAGAAGAUAAACAUAUCCAUGUGGAUUCCAGCACCUCCUGCAUCCCCAAGCCAGGAAGGCUCCAUUGGACUCAUUUAAUUAGAACCAGGUCUCUCGAGAUGUGGCCGCAGCAACCCUGAUGCUUGGAUGGGGUCUGAGCAGGAAAAGGAGUGUGCCAAGACCUUGCCAACAAAGCUGAUGCCAGCAGGUGGACCCCGUGACUGGGGCCCUUGGGGUCCGGGGCCGGGCUGGGCCAGCAGGCCUGGACUCCCACCCAUUAGCCCAUGAGCACUGCCUAGCGGCAGACCUGGAGACCUCCCCACCUGAAUCCGGGGUGUUACUUGGGAAAAUCCCUAAACCUCAGUAACUUCUCUCCCUAUUGGGUUCCUUUGUUGUCAGAUAUCUGGACAUUUAAGGGCCAGCAGCUUUCUGACCCAUUUCAGCCAAGGGUUCAGGUUCCCCACUCACCUUUUCCCCUCCCCAGCCCAUCCCUGGCCUGGCCCCUGUGAGGAAUUUCCUGAGCCAGACAGUGGCCGAAAGAGCCGGUGCCCACCCCAGCGCGACUCUCCCAUCACCGCCCAGACCAGUACCCUGUGCCCAACCCCAGCGGGUGCGGGAUGACAGGCUCUGACAAUCAUUAAACCAGCCGGGCCUGAUUUCCCAGCACCGCCUGCUAGGAUCCGGGCCAAGUGGCGCAUAAUAUGCAAAUCACCUGGGGCCAAGAGCCCAGUCUAAAGGCCAGGAAAUCCCCUCCAUCCAAUAAGCCAGCAGCUCAGGUUACCGCCAGGAAAGGCGCUAUAAAGACCAGGGCGCGGGGAGGAGUUCACGCACGGCUCUAUUUAGGGCGGGGUGGGGGAGGAAGGUGGCCAGACAACUCGGCACUACCUGGCGGAGCUUUGCGCCUUCUGGAUUACUCGCCUGCCCGCUGUCCCCUUAGCCUGCCUGCCCACCACACCCGCACCCCGCGUCACUCCGACAAGGCCAGCUGGUCGGGAGAGCAGCCCCAGUUCUGGUCGAAGGCCCAGGUUCUGGACUGGAUCAGCUACCAAGUGGAGAAGAACAAGUACGAUGCCAGCUCCAUUGACUUCUCACAGUGUGACAUGGACGGGGCCACGCUCUGCAGCUGCGCCCUGGAGGACCUGCGCCUGGUCUUCGGGCCUCUGGGGGACCAACUCCAUGCCCAGCUGCAGGACCUCACUUCCAGCUCUUCUGACGAACUUAGCUGGAUCAUUGAGCUCCUGGAGAAGGACGGCAUGUCCUUCCAGGAGCCCCUAGGAGACUCAGUCCCCUUUGACCAGGGAAGCCCCUUUGUCCAGGAGCUGCUAGAGGACAGCCGGCUCAGCCCGUACUACCCAGGUGGCUAUGGCGCAGGCACCCCCUCCCCAGGCAGCUCUGACCUCUCGACUGCAGGUGAGAGCCCGUGCCUGGACACAGCCUCCCUUCCCCUCAGUGCCCGCAGCUGUGGGCUGGUGAGGCAGCUCACUCUGACUCUGCCUCCCCCAGGGACUGGUGCUUCCCAGAGCCCCCACUCAGACUCUGGUGGAAGCGAUGUGGACCUGGAUACCACCGACAGCAAGCUCUUCCCCAGUGAUUGCUUUCCUGACUAUAAGAAGGGGGAUCCUAAGCAUGGGAAGCGGAAACGGGGUCGGCCCCGAAAGCUGAGCAAGGAGUCCCGGGAGUGUCUGGAGGGCAAAAAGAGCAAGCACGCCCCUAGAGGUACCCACCUGUGGGAGUUCAUCCGGGACAUCCUCAUCCACCCAGAGCUCAAUGAGGGCCUCAUGAAGUGGGAGAACCGGCACGAGGGUGUCUUCAAGUUCCUGCGCUCCGAGGCAGUGGCCCAGCUGUGGGGCCAAAAGAAGAAAAACAGCAGCAUGACCUACGAGAAGCUCAGCCGUGCGAUGAGGUACUACUACAAACGGGAGAUCCUCGAACGGGUGGAUGGCCGGCGGCUUGUCUACAAGUUUGGCAAAAACUCUAGUGGCUGGAGGGAAGAAGAGGUUGUCGGGAGUCGGAACUGAGGGUCUUGUACUUACAGACCCGGGACCAAACUCAUGAACUCAGAGCCUGCAGCCCCUCCUGGGAGGCCAGGCGGGCGAGGUGGCUGCCCCAGUUUGGACGUGCUCUCGGGUAUUGCUUCUGCAGAGAGACACUGAAAUCUUGGUUUAUCGUCAACCAUUGUCCUGGGAUUUGGGACAUGUGGCCUCUUCUCUCUGCCUUUCUCUUGGAAUUACAAACCCUGGUGUUUGAAGUGACUUGUGCUGUUGACUCUGUAGCUGCAAGUGCAGCGUCUUUUAUUCGGUGCCUCCUCCAACCCAAUCCCCGGAGCCAGCUGCAGAUGGCACCUUCCUCCCCAGACGCCUGGACUGUGCCAAGGAGGCCAGGGGAGGCCUCAGGGGAGCACCGUGAGAGAGAGGACAGGACAUGACCCUCCAGUCUCCUCUGGACCGGCUCCCACCUCCCGUCUCAGCGCUUGGACUCCGCGGGCGAGGGUCAGAGCACUCCCUAAUUUAUGUGCUAUAAAUAUGUCAGAUGUACAUACAGAUCUAUUUUUUCUAAGACAUUCCCCUCCCCACUCCUCUCCCGCUGAAUGCUCGUGGCCAGACUGGCUGAUCCAGGCCAUCAGCUGGUGGGGAAGGUGACACUGCUGGGACCCUCAGGGGGGCUCCUGGCUUCUUUCUGCCAUGAGUGGAGGCAGAGACCUCCAAUAAAGUGCCUUCUGGGCUUUUUCUAA